ACCACACCCUGUACUCCAGUUAUGAUGCAUUUCAUGGGUAACAUACUGUUGCCCUAUAUUACCCAGUACACCUCCAACUCAGUGGCUUUAUUUGAGCUCAGAGGUCUUUGAGAAAGCAACACCAGCUGAACGGACUCCCCGUCAGUGGAAAGAGAAUGAUGGCAGAGUGUGGGGUCGAAAGUCAGCAAACUCAGAGGCGUCUUGGUGAAAAGAAGCAUAAAAACGGAGAACUCACAGACUCAGAUCUUCCAGAAGAGGAGAAGAAGAAGAGAGACAGGGAAGACCAUGAAAGCCUGGUGUUAUGGAAGAGGCCUUUGCUCACACUUUACUACUUCUCCCUGGAGCUGUUCAUCACUCUUAAAGCGUGGAUGUGGAGGCUUUGGCGUCAAAGACAGACAGUGUUUGGACUUGUGAUGCUGCUUAUCCUUCUCUCUAUUGCUUACCAUAUUGAGGGACCACAUCAGAAGUACGUGCGCUACAUGGAGAAGAAGACGCUGUGGUGCGCCUAUUGGGUCGGCCUGGGUAUCCUCUCCUCUGUGGGUCUUGGCACUGGCUUGCACACCUUCCUGCUCUACCUGGGACCUCACAUUGCAGCAGUGACUCUGGCAGCCUAUGAAUGUGGUUCGGUGGAAUUCCCUGAGCCUCCCUAUCCGGACCAAAUUGUCUGUCCCCAACAGGAAGCACCAACAUCCGGCCCUGGUGCUGAGCAGGUGGAUGUGGGGGCAGACAGGAUGGUGGCCCCAGCGGGCCUCCAGGGAAGCAUCUCCCUCUGGACCAUCAUCUCAAAAGUUCGUCUGGAAGCUUGUAUGUGGGGCGCUGGUACCGCUAUAGGGGAGCUCCCUCCUUACUUCAUGGCGCGGGCUGCCCGCCUGUCUGGUUCUGAUCCAGAUGAUGACGAUUACCAGAAAUUUGAGGAAAUGCUGGACCAGACCGAGUCCGCCCAGGAUUUUGGAUCCCGAACGAAAGUAGCCAUCCAGAAGCUCAUCCAGAAGGUCGGCUUCUUUGGGAUUUUAGCCUGCGCCUCUAUCCCGAACCCGCUGUUCGACCUGGCCGGAUUAACGUGCGGACAUUUUCUGGUCCCCUUCUGGACGUUUUUUGGUGCAACGCUGAUUGGAAAGGCUGUGAUCAAAAUGCACAUUCAGAAACUGUUUGUGAUCAUCACCUUCAGCAAGCACAUUGUGGAGCAGAUGGUCUCUCUCAUUGGCUCAGGCUUUGUCAGCCUGAAGUUGAUGACAGAAAGCAGGAAAGACUCAAAAUCAUCCAGCGCGUGCAGGACUGGAUCAGGGAGCUUUCCGGUGUUUGGCAUGCCGUCUCAGUCCUCUCGUUUGAUCUGGAGCGAGACGCUGCGUUGAGGCUGAGCUACUCGCUCGUAUUUGUGCCAGUUUUUCCAGCCUUCACUUUGAGAAAAGCUGCAGUGAUGGGGGGCCGUCGGAUGGAAGUGUUUGGGAUUCAGACUUGUUUACAUCAACUCACCAACUGUUGGGGGAGAGCUGGAGGAUAUGGCUUAAAAAUAAAAUGAAGUUUUUUGGGUAUUUCUUUUUCAUAACAAAGGCGAUUUCCAAUUUAAAUCGACGUUUUUCUUGCUUUCUUCUCUGAAAUAAACGGAAAAUAUUUUCAAUAAGUGGCUCUUAUUGCCAUCACCUUUCUUUGAGUUGUGCGGAGACGUAUUACGGCCUGGUUACGAGAAUGUUUAUUUCAUUCUGAGGAUACAGUUGAAUAUUAGCAGAAUAAAGAUGCAAUUUUACCAGAAAAAACAUCUUAGAAUUACAAGAAAACUGUUGUUUUAAUGAAAAAAAGCUUUGAUGGUCAUCUGAUGUGACCAGCUCAGUUAGUGUGUUUAAUCUUUAUAGAUUCAGUUCUUUGCACAAUCACUUCUGAGUCCUUUUACUGAUAAUUUGAUGCUGAUGUGUUAAAAAGUGAAAUAUUUCUAUAGCGGUAAGUAUUAUCUAUAAAACGUAUAUCAAAGUAUAACUUCAUGAGAUUCUCAACAUUCCACAUUUUUAAUUAAAAAAUAGGACUUUAUUCACUUAGUGAGAAAACAAUAACAAACAAUCUUAGCCUGUCCCUACUUGGUCGCACAGUUGACCUUAAUUCAAAGUCCAAAUAAACAGACGCUGCAAAGCACAGUUGUCAAACAAGAUGGCCGCCUUGGGCGUUCUGACAUCACGCGGAACUCUGAAAACCCAAGGAGUGCAAAAAUCAGGAUUUGUUUUGGAGAAUCCUGACUUUCCAAAAAAUAAAUGUUCAAAAACCAAAAAUUUGAUUCAUUGAUAAAAAUCAAUUUGAUCACCCAGUCCUUGAAGGGACUGACUUGAGUUCCUACAAAUGUUGCAGAGAGAAGAGAAAAAAAUCUAACUGAAAUAAUAUGACUAAUCACAACAAUAGUUUCAUCUUCUGGCUCGUCUUCUCAGUGAUCCUCACUUAAAUCCAUCGUAUUGAUUGAGUCAGCCCGUCUCCACAUCUUGCAUAAAACUUGAUAAAUCAACGAGGCAUGUGUCAUGGGAGGGCGUCUCUCUGUCAUAUUCUGGUGGCGAAAGCAGAAAGAGAGAAUCCAAAACUCAAAAGCAUAACCAGCAUGGACUGAUGUGCUGAGCCAGGAUGGACCUGUUGCCAUGUGAGUGUGUCUCCAAGGCAGGAGGAGUCCGUUACCGGCACACUGGUAACGCACUCGGGUUGCUGCUCCUGCAGCACGAGGCUGUCCGCUUUAGGAGGUCCCAGCAGGCCGCUCUUGUUACUGGGGCGUGAGGAGGUUCGCUGGUGUGAACUAUCAAACCAGAGGUGGGUAUCAGUGAUGAGCUGCGAAUCUUUGCACGGCAGUUCCAAGUCAAGGCCAAAUUCACGUCUUUAAUUAUAAGUUUAAACAAGUUAAGACAAGUUGUCUUUUCAGCCUUUUGGAUCCCAAAAGAGCUGCUGUGAGUUUCCAUCGUCUUCAUUCAGCACCAAAAAAAAACUUUUACCUGGAACAUUGUUUUGUUUUAUUCAAACAAUCUAUAACAAAAUGGUAAGACUUUUAUUCCCAAGAAGUAACAGCUCAAUGCUUUACUGAAGUGGUAGUUUUUAAUGCAAAUGUUGCUUUUCUGUUACUUCUUUAGUUUCUUUGUUAGAAAUCUGUCAGAAUUAGAAAAUAAAUCAAUGAAAUCUGUCCGUACAUGUUUCAUACGCUGUCACACCUGUGCAAAAUAAAAAUAUCUAUAAAAAUGCAAAGUUAAAACAUCUAUGCAUUGACAAAAACAUCCACACAAAGACUUUAAUCUUUAGGAGACAUUUAGUUUAGUUCCUAACACCUUAACUGUAACAAGAGCUUUAAAAGUGAGUAAUCCUACAACCUGAGGCCUAAACACAUAGAAGCUACUUUUUAAAAUGGGUCUAUUUAGUAUCUUUCUAUUACUUAAUUAAUCUAAAAGUCUGAUUUUCCUACAUUUACAGUUAAAUACAAUUGAUAUGCAUGUCACAUUUAUAAUAAAAAACACUUUCAAGAAAUUUUACCAACAGAAACGGAUUCUUUUCCUUCUGGGGUUAUUCUCAUUACUGACAUCGCAAGCAUUCUGAAUAUUUGAUUUCUAAAUGCGUACAAAUAAAAGGACUUUAUUUUUUUGUUUCUUACUAUUUUUUGCUCCAAUUUUCCAACUAUAUACUGAUAACCCCAACAGAUUUAGAUCCAGCGUAAUCCUUUAAUGUUGUUUCUUCCGAUUGGAAGGAAUAGUAACUAUUUUUAGUGACCCAAACAGAUUUCUGACUUGAAUCUGAUGGAGAUCCGGUGGAGGGAUCUGAAGAUUAGGGUGAUCCCCUACGAGGCCUUCCGACCUCCAAAAGUUACGACAGAAAUUUGGAGGAUUUAGAUUUCAAAUUAUCAACCUAAUGGUGGGGAAAAAAAGGACACAUCUCUUUACAUUUAAAAAGAACUGAGUAAAAAUAGUUUUGAAAAAAAAAAGAGAUUUAUCCAUGUGAAUUUACACAUUAUCUUUAAACACCAUGGGGAAAAAUAUUUAUACACUUUAAGCAAGGUUACAUGGUGUUACAACAAUCAAACCUUCAGCUUUUUUCUUCCACUUGUAUUUUGAUGAUAUGUCUUUGAGGUUGUGAAGCCUCCGUUCCAUCACCCUAAUCUCAGUGUAAAUAUCAAAAUAAACUUAUAUAAAUAAUUUAAAUAGCCAUACUAAAGCUGAAAUCCUGGUCAAAAUUUUAAAAAAUAGCCACAGAGAUGUGAUUCUCCAUUAGUUUCAACAGAGUCACUCUAGAAUGUUUCUUCCAAUUUGAAGAAACAUUUUGGUAGUUCAAUCAUUUCUUUCAACCUAAAUCUGAGGGAGAUAUCUGUUUAUAAAAUGCUACAAUUUAAGUAGGUGGAAAUUAACGUGCAACAAAAAUAAGUCAAAUGAAGCUCUUUUAUUUGUAUGCAUUUAGAAAUAGAAUAUUCAGUGUUUCUGAUGUCAAUAAUGAGCUGUAAAGGAAUAAAAACAGAUCUCAUUUUAAUCCUGAGUGCAGCUCCAGAAGGAACGAGGUCUGCUUCAGUUUGCACUAUUUAUUCAGAAUGUUUUAAAUAGAAUUUCCAUGUAACAUGCGUAAAAAUUAGAUUUAACACCAGUACAUAUUAUUUCAGAGUUUUUCUUGUUUAAAAUGUUUAGAUUCUAAAACAGGUUGGACAGCAAAGGUUUUGCUGCAUGAAGCCUUUAACUCACGCAGACAUGGCGUUAUUCAAUCAGGCGGCCCAAAUGCAGAUUUAAAAGUUUUAUCUGUUCAUUCAGAGGAAAAUGUAGCAGACAGACAAUCUGUCUAACUUUAUAGAGUGAAUUCAGGGAAUACUUCACCGAGCUUGAAGUAAUCCCGUACUUUAAACCACUUCAGCUUUUGAAAUCAUUGAAAAACUUUUAGAACCUGCCUAAUUUGUUACUAAAGCCAAUGUUUAUUCGCUAUGGUUCAUCUUAGAUGAAACUAACCAAAGCAUGACACCAAACCCGAUGACAUAUGUAGCACGCACAUUUACGACUGUAGACAGAACUGAACAAUUUAGCUGAAAAGCUUAAUCGGAUUAAACGAUUAUUGAAAUAAUCAACAACUAAUUUAGUAAUCAGUUAAUUGUUAACUGGGUUAUACAGACUCUAAAGAAGGCCAUUUGCUGAAGGAAUAAUACACUCAAAGCAGAAAACAAGCCAAAACUCUACAAAAUAUAUACUUUGCAUUUAAGAUUAAAAAAACAAACUGUUUUGUCUGAAUAUGUUCUACCCAGAACUCCCCAAGUGGCAGUUUUAGCUAAAUCAGAUUCAAUUUCUGUUAAGGAAAUUUUCCUAUUAUUAUUCUCCAGUUGUUAUUAAUACAAAAAUGAAUCAACAGAUUCGUCCUACACUGUUGAUGGUAAGUCAAACAGAAAGGCUGCUCUUUCCACAGAUGCAUCUUUUGCUACAAAUUGAUCAAGCACACACUAAAGAAAUGCGAUGUUGUCGCAUGUUAGACAAUGAAAUGCGCAUUUUAUUAUCUAUUAAAGGAAUUAAAUUAUUUGUCUAUGUAUUUCUAAUAUUGUAUAAAAAGGCUUAAAUUAAAAAUCUGCAAGGUGUGCCAAUUUUUUUUAUCCGAUUAAUCGAUUAAUCAAUAGAAUAAUAACUAAAAUAAUCAGUUGGUGCAGCCCUUCUGAAUACAUUGCGGUCUGGGGGGGAUUUUUGAACAGUAAGUUCAAGAAACUUACUGUCUAAUUUUUUUUAACUGUGCUGAAAAGAAAACGUUGAUCGGUUAUUUGAACCGCCGUCAUCCAGUCAGACGAUUAUCCCCAACAGCACAAGUAUUUUUCUGUGCCUGAUGCAGAUUGACGCAGGAGAAGAAAACCCUUUCUCUCUCUCCCUCUUUUUUUUUGUUGUCUUUUUUUUAUGGUGACUAUGAUUCAUUUUGAACGGAUAAUAAAAGCUGAAGACUCAAAUCGUCAUGCAGCUGCUUCAUCUGAUCCCGAGGAGCUAAACUAAUGUGACGUGCGAUGACAGUGAGGUAUAGUUGCAGAAAGUGUUUGAUGAAAAACAUUCUUGUAGGUGAUUUCAGUUAUUUUUCUUAUCUUUAGAGCGCCUUUUGAUCAGCAAUGGGACAUGACCUCAUUCUGGUCUUCUCUUGUUUUUAGAAGGGACCCUGCAGACUGUUGGGAGUAGGUGUAGACUCUUUGAUUUAGCACAUGAACUGAAUCAUUGCACAGCUUUUAUAUUGUGUACAAUUUAAAUGUUGAGGUCAGAGACCAAAGCUCAAGGAAAGUAAUGAGUGGAUCACUCAACUUACGUUGCAGGUUGCUUUUUUAAUGCCUUCAAAUACAAAAUGAUCUGUGCUUCUUAAACCAAGAACUCCUGAAAUCUAAAUGAAAAGAGCCAUUAAGAUUUGAUAAACAUUGUAAGCUCUUGCACAUACUUUAAGGCUCACUCAUUCUCCUUAUCUUUUUGUUCUUCUGCAAAUAGAUAAGAAAAAUGAUUUUUGUACCUGAAAUUGGUAUGCUUAGAGGUUAAACCAGUAGAAAGUGACUUGAAUCUAAAGAAGAGAAUAUAUUUUGAAUCAUACAAGCUGCAGAAGAAGUUUGUGGAUAAUUUUAUCUUCUUUUAUCUUGCCUCUCAUUUCCUGUUUCCUAUUAUGCUCAUGUAUAAAUGUAUAAGUAGAGAACUGAAAUUGCAGAGGGUUCAUGCAAAUCACACUGUUCUGGGUAUUCACACUCGUUCUAUUAUUUGUGUACUGAACUGGUGGUGUGUGAGGGGAGAAAGAAAACGUCUGUUACAGUUUGUUUCCACUGACAUAUUCACUCAUCUUAAACACACACGCACACACACGCACACACACUCCUAGCUCAUACAGAAACAAGGUUUGUAUAGUUUCAAAGUGAAUGUAUGGCUGUCUUCACUAGAAGCAACUGGGAGAUCUAAAAAUCACCUACCAUGAAGGGGGUUUUUUUUUUUUUUGGCUUUCUCUCCUUCCCCACAUUUACCUGGGGCAAUUAGUUGUCUUAAUCAGCCAAAAACAUAUAACUGAAAAACGUAUAUAUACAUUUACACUCCUGUUUUCAUGAGUAAAGUCUUCCUGCUCGUUAAGUCUGCAGAAAUGGAGACAUUUUGUCACUGAAAAGCGCUCUGACAAAGAUGGAAUUGAUCAGUCCUUCCACUGCUAACCAAAACACCUCCAAUAAGGUGAUGAACAUGACAGUCGCAGCGUUAGAAAGCCUCGGCGGCCUGCAACACACUCCGUUAUGUCGUCAUUACGUUUAAUGCAGGGAUCAGCAGGGGUGUCCGUUUUCCCGUCAUAUCCACUUCAGCUUCUGAUUAGACGACGUCUGUCCUGCUAAAUGAAAUUCGCUCAGAUCCACAAAUGUUACAUGACAUUUUGAACAACAACAACAAAAAAACAAAAAAACUUACAAUUGCUUAUAAAUAUCUUCUGUUGGAAAUUUGUCAUUUUUAAAGAGCCACCACUUUCCUUCUUUUAGGUUUUAAAAUAAUACUUUAUUUUGGUGGAAACUUUGGCAAAAAGAAAGAAUGUUUCUUCUGUGGAUUAUUGAUGUUUAUCAAAUGAUUUUGUGACAAAAUACUAAAAGAAGGACAUGGUUUCUAAUCUAAUCACUGAUAAAAAAGAAGAACAGAACAUUUCAAAGUUAUUAAGAGCCAUAGUGGAAAGUUAAAAGAAUCACUGGCGACUCUGGAACCACAGGCUGCAGACCCCAGCCUUAGACUUUUGAGUCUCUGACACAGAGGAGCAGUGGGAGGUUUACCUGCAGGCCGAAAGGUCGAACGGAAGCCAUUAAAGACGAUACUGCAUGGGAUAUAUUUCCCGUAAUAAAAACUCGACUGAGUGACAAACUGUUUAUAUCUGCUGCGAGGUACCACAAUAUUUUUUUUUUGUAAGUGUGCUGAAAAAAUAAAACGGUAAUUGUGCUUUGUGUGCAUUUGGAGUGUUGGAAUCACAGGAAGCACAAGAAUCACGAAGGGCAGCUGGAAUUAGUGAACAACGUCAGGGACGAGACAUGUUUGGUUGUUCUGGUUCUGAUCUGAUAUUUUUAUGAAGCUGUACAAAGUACAGGCAAACAUCUUUGAAGAGAAAAUUUUAUUCAAAACAUAAAAGAGGAAAAAAAUUACAAUUAACAGAUAAGUCUGAUUGGGCCUAAUGUAAUGUCACUAGUGGAACAUGUGCAGGGAGUUUUGUUUUUCGGGAAGUACAUUUUAUCUUUAUCAAAAAAGCUUGUUAUAGCAAAAAAAAAAAAAACAUGACAAAUGAUUCAAAAAUCUUGGUUCCUAGAUGGCUGACAUUUUAUGAUGAGGGUCUCUUUUAUAUAGUUAAUUGUUCAAGCAUUCAGAUGUUAUUCUGUGAUCCGGAGGGGUCAGACACUCUUAGGGAUUUUUAAGUGAGAACGACUAGAAGGAGUUUUCCAUUUUGACAAAUGUGUCAAACUGAUGUCCAAGCAUGCCUGCAAUACAAUUAAAUUAAAGCUUAGAAUUUGGUGUGAUUUUCAUUUUUACGGUUAGUUGUAGCAAACAGUAAGAAAGAAUCAAAUGCUCUGAGGGGGUUGGUUGUCCCGGUUAUCAAUGUGAUUUAAUUCAAGAACAUUUUAAAAUAUAUUUUUCAAUCGGAUACAGACCUUAUAAAGUGCACUUCAUAUUUAAAUUAUGCAAUACAUUAUGCAAGCAGCAAUAAUUUGUGCAAAAAAAAUGUGAAUUAUUGUGUUUGAACAUUUGUGACCAGUAGGUAGAGUCAGUGACACAAAAAGUGAGUGUCAGAAAAUACUGUUAAGAAAUCUGCCACAUGGCUUUAGCCGCUAGCUGAAAAACAAAUUUAUGUCAAAGCCAUUUGGCUUUUUAGUUUUAACAGUUUGUGAUCUUUUAAUAAAAAAAAUCAGCCUGAAAAUGACUCACUAUAAUCUCAGAAUUGCACUGCAAUAUGUGGUGUGUCAGUAUAAACCUGGUGGACGUUAGUUAGAUUGGAGGAAUUGUAAUUGUAGUUCAUGGAGUUUUUGCAGAAAAAUUCUGUAUUUAAUUUAUGUAUUUGUUUUUGUAACAUGGCUUCAUUUUCAUUUCCUCGGUUAGAACUAAAAUUGUUACAUUAUAUUAUAUAUUUUACAGACACAAGUACAGUUUAACUUGAAGGAGUGAAAUUGAAUUAGUGGCUACUUCUUUUUGAACAUAUUAAAGGAAUUAAAUAUAUAAGUCUGUCGUCCCUGAAUUAGGUUGUGCUACUUAAUGAAACAUAUAAAUUUUGCUAUUAUGAGACCAGACACAUUUUAAAUAAACGUAAAUGUACAAUUAUUAUGGGUGUAAUAAUUAAUAUGUUGUUUCAGCAGGAAUAAGAGGAAUCCGUAUACAUUAUAAAUGAAAGCAUCUGGCUCUUGUUAAACAUUCAUGUUAUUUUUCUGAGUAAUUGCAAUAUUUUGAAUUUCCAGUAUUUUGACUCAAUAUUAUUCUACGCUGAGAAUCUCAUAAUGAUCCAUACCUACCCUUGUAUCUCUCUUUUUUGGACACACAAGCUGCUCCCUCAUCAGAUUAUUCCUGCGAACGUUCAGGCCAAGUUUCCAGCAAAUGAUGAGCGGAUGACAAAUGACCUACAUGUCGUUUUUAGAUAACAGUAUGACACUGAUUCCUUUUUAGAACGGCUAAUUUGUCAGGGGGAACACAACGUGACCUCAGACUCUUAAUCAGCAGAGUCCAACAGAAAGACCCAAGAUCCUCCGUAACGUCUCACCAGUCGCCAUGAUGUUGUGUGUGGGUGUGUGUGUGUUUGUGUGUGUUUUGGAGGCGAGUCACCCCAGACACGACCUGACUCAGAAGGCAGCUGGGCAGACAUCCGGGCCCCGCUCGCUCCCAGCUUUGUAUCAGUCACACCUCGGUGAAAACAGGCAUAUUGUUCCCCAUCAGCAUCUUUUCCUCGGAAGGAGCAAGUCACUCAGAGGGAGCAGUGUUAAGUGUAUGAGCUGCAUUGUUAAGACGUAGGGAGGGAAGGACUCGGCUCCAGUCUGAAAGCUGAGACAUCUUCCUCUUACAGUAAUGUUAUGGUCCAGAUACAGUAAGAGGAGGCGUGGUUCUGUUUCUGAAUAUUUAACCGUAUUUUUCAGAUACAAUCUUGUUUAAACCUUGCUGCUGUUUUCAUCUAUUUCAUCUCAAAGCACACCGACAUGCAGACACCAAGUACUUUCACUUUGCUUUUGCUUGCUGACUUUCUAACCACAACGUCUGCGGCACGUAAACUCAGACUGCAGCUUCACUGUACGUUGAGCAGAUGCGAAAGGAAAUCAGCAGAUGCUUGUGUUCCCAUAUUUCAACUGGGUUUUGGUUGUGUCUCGCUCCAACCGUCUUUACAAAAUAAUGGGUGCCUGAUCUUGUUACCCAUCUGUUGGCUCUGUUGUCGUCUGCUGAAGCUCUGACGUAUGAAGCAGCAGGAGCAGUGGUGACAGCAGAAGAUAUGGAGCAUGUUGUGGCUUUUGCCAGGUACAUUGUACUGUAACCCAUGUGGUUAUGUGAGCAGCAUACAACAGUGUAUGUGACAUGCCUCAUAGGCACAAUACAGAGCCGCAGUGUACUGUAUAAGGAAGCAGCUCCACAGUUUCACGUUUGUGCUCAUUGCAACAAAAUAUUCACACCCCUUAGUCUUUUUUUCUCUUUCUUUUCACAUUACGGCACAUUUAUGUUCAGACCUUCUACACAAAAUCUGUAACAAGACUUGAAAAAUCCUGUUCACAGAUGCUCUCCAGCCAAUCUGACUGUGUUCGAGCUAUUUUGCAAAGAGGAUUUUUAGCUUUAGCCGACACAAAGGCAAGCCACACUUUUGAGAUUUUAAUUUGCAACAACAACAACAAAAAAAA
Molecule: messenger RNA, 10795 nt
Organism: Xiphophorus hellerii (green swordtail)
Lineage: Eukaryota; Metazoa; Chordata; Actinopteri; Cyprinodontiformes; Poeciliidae
Product: vacuole membrane protein 1
Exons: 11
Coding region: 156-1352 (398 amino acids)
Source: RefSeq, a predicted model, not a curated record